Molecule: messenger RNA, 1019 nt
Organism: Aphanomyces astaci
Lineage: Eukaryota; Oomycota; Saprolegniomycetes; Saprolegniales; Verrucalvaceae
Product: ribosomal protein S2
Exons: 1
Coding region: 81-914 (277 amino acids)
Biological process (GO): ribosomal small subunit assembly; cytoplasmic translation
Cellular component (GO): ribosome; 90S preribosome; cytosolic small ribosomal subunit
Molecular function (GO): structural constituent of ribosome
Source: RefSeq, a predicted model, not a curated record
CUGGCGCGUUGGCCGACACGAGCGAGAGUCGGGUGCACUAAUCCUUUUCAUCGCUUUAGUUCAAACCCCCCAACAGCAAGAUGGUGUUGACCCAACGUGAAGAAGACAUCCAAAAGAUGCUCGCCGCCAUGGUGCACAUCGGUACGCGCAACGCCGACAGCCAAAUGGGUGACUACAUCUGGCGCCGCCGCAACGACGGCAUCCACAUCAUCAACGUGGGCCAAACCUGGGAAAAGCUCAUGUUGGCCGCCAAGGUGAUCGUGGCCGUGGAAAACCCCGCGGACGUCAUUGCCAUCUCGGCCCGCCCGUACGGUCAACGCGCCGUGUUGAAGUUCGCCCAAUACACCGGCGCCCAAGCCAUUGCCGGCCGCUUCACCCCUGGUACGUUCACCAACCAAAUCACCAAGCAGUUCCGCGAACCCCGCUUGUUGAUCAUCACGGACACCCGCACCGACUCGCAGCCCGUGCGUGAAUCCGCCUAUGUCAACGUGCCCGUGAUCGCCUUUGUUGACUCGGACUCGCCGUUGCGUUACGUCGACGUGGCCAUCCCUGCCAACAACAAGGGCAAGCUCUCGAUCGGUCUGUUGUACUGGUUGUUGGCUCGUGAAGUGCUCCGUCUCCGUGGCACGAUCUCGCGCGCCCUUCCUUGGGAAAUUGCCGUCGAUCUCUUCUUCUACCGCGACCCCGAGGAGUUGGCCAAGGCCGAAGAAGCUGUCGGUGCCUCGGACGAAACCGCCCGUGCCGGCUGGUCCAACGAAGCCGUUGCCGCGGAAACCGCGCAAGAGCAACCCAACUUGUACACCCCGGAACCUGCCCAGGAAUGGAGCACUCCCGGCGGUGAAUGGGGCGCUGAUGCCGCCGCUGGUGGCUGGGAUGCGUCCACCCCUGCCCCUGCUGCCUCCAGCUGGGAAUAAACCAACAAACGAAAGGAUUUGACGUGGGCAAGCUCCAUUACAUGGACAAAACGACGGUGUUAAGCGAUGGCACCUGGUUAAUGUAAUACUACGAGUGGAACCCAA